Polyodon spathula (Mississippi paddlefish) is the source of this 3978-nucleotide messenger RNA. RefSeq names its product Ras association and DIL domains (gene radil). Gene Ontology annotation, cellular component: microtubule. The transcript is spliced from 16 exons. Lineage: Eukaryota; Metazoa; Chordata; Actinopteri; Acipenseriformes; Polyodontidae. Gene Ontology annotation, molecular function: GTPase binding. Gene Ontology annotation, biological process: neural crest cell migration; signal transduction; substrate adhesion-dependent cell spreading. Bases 568 to 3960 code for a protein of 1130 amino acids. The record is from RefSeq and is a predicted model, not a curated record.
GCUGCGAAUCUGCAGGCUGAAGGCUUGCACAUGUGAUCGCGUUACAGAAAGGGUUGAGACUCCCGGCAGAUGGAGACGUUAAACUUGCCGGGUGUGCAUCUUGUGCCAGCUGCUUGAGACAGCCAGCGCCAAAAUACGAUCGACAAAGCUUAUGUGUAGUUCGCACAUCUCCGGCGGAACUCGUACCCAGGGAAUGCAGACGUAGCAGUCGGUGGCUUGAAACGGUAAUCAGAAGAGAGAAGCGUGAGUCGAACAGUUCGAGGCAGAGGGAUCACACAGCGGCCAGAGGGAGGCGAGACUGGCGGCGGCUAGACUGAGAAAAGGAUAGAUAUCAAGUUAAUAAAAAAAAAGGCAAACCGCAAUAAUAGAAGUAAAUAAACAAACAUGGAUGUUGGGAUUGCAGAAGAGUUCUUGUGGCAUACUCCUGAAAUGAAGCAGGGCUGUGAGGAGAGACCGCUUUACCUCUGGGAUUCGGCUCUUGCGCAGCAUGGCCUGGGUGCACGGCAGAGGACACUCUGUGGCUGCAAGGUCUAGAUCCCCCGCUGGCCUAGAGAAAGCUCCAGCGUCAUGUUCUACACGUCUUCUACAAGCAUGUCCCUGCCCUCCAAGAAAAAACUGAAGAGACAGAGCCGGACCUUCACGCAGGUCCUGUACCGGACUUUGAGUUACCGGGACCACCGCUCUGUCACCGACAUCAGCGACCAGGUGGCCGACGACCCUGCCGAGCUGUCCACCCAGACCUCGGUCCCUGGAGUGCUCAAGAUCUUUGGGGACAAGAUCUGCAUGGGGGCCAACUACAAGAGCGUGCUGGCCACGCCACGCUCCAGUGCCAAGGAGCUGGUGAAGGAGGCCCUGGAGCGCUACUGCCUAAAUAAGGCUGCUGCCUGCAAGUACCUUCUCUGUGACGUCAUCGGGAGGUUCGAGGGGGUAGACAAGCGCUGGCGGACUGAAUGCAUCAGGGCCCUGGGAGACAACGAGAAGCCCCUCCUGCUGCAGGACUUGUGGAAGCCAAAGGAAGGGUUCUCCCGUAGGUUCGAGCUGCGCAGACGGGCUGAAGUGGAGGAGAUGGCUGCCAGAGAGAAAGACACUGUCACAGCAGAUAUAAACGCCCAGGCGAGGAAGUUGCAGCGGAACCGAGCGAAGGGAACUACAACGCUGUCCCCGGGGGAGUCGCUCUGUCGCAGCCUGAGCGAGACCAGCCUCAACCUGGCGGGCGGGCCUGGGGACGAGCCCAAGAGAUACUACUCCACGCUGCCAGAGCCACUGCUACGAGGGCGGGCAGGGAGGGAGGGCUCCAACAACAGUAGGAAGAGGAAGGAGGAGAGGGAGGGCGGGGGUGUGCGGCACUCCCUCUACCACUCACCCCACCUGCUGCUGCUCCAAGGAUUCAACCAGCGCAGCGACUGCCUGGUGUACCUCCUGAACCGAGACCAGCAUACCGUGGGUCAGGAGACGGCCUCAGCCCGGCCCAACAUCUGCCUGUCUUCCCCAGACAUCCUGCAGCUGCACUGCAAGAUCAAGAAGGUCCAGGUGGUGAGGCGCUUCAGCCAGACUGUGCAGGAGAGGCUGGUGGUGGAGCCGCACCCUCAGGCCAAGGUCUUAAUCAACUUCUCCAGAGCGGACCACACCACCCAGCUGCGCCACGGAGACCUGCUCUCCUUCGGUGCCCACUACAUAUUCCUCUACAAGGACCCCGUGAGUGCCAAGCCUCUUCCGACACAGACACUCGGCAGGCUUAAAAUCCUCUUCCAGCUGCACGAGCCGGAGCUGGACCUAGUGACCCCACUGGCUUGCAAAAUGUGUGGCAGCGUUAUCAAGGAGAAGCAGCAGCAGCAGCAGCAGCAGCAGCCGGCCCACAGAAGUGUCAAACCCCACCUAAUGAAAAGCAAAAGCCUGCAAAGAAGGAAGCUGCACCUGGACUUCGAGGAAGCCCAGGAGGACGAGUUGAUCGGGAGAAUAAUGUCCCUCAUCGAGCCAGGUGGGGAUGACCACAAGCUGACUCCAGCAUACCUGCUUUGCCUGUGCAUCAAGCACUCAGCCGCAGCCUUUGAGGGAGGCAGCUUUGGGAAGCUCCUUCUAAAGAUUGUGAAAAGGAUACAGUCUGUAGCUUGGGAGAAGACUAAAGAGCUGGCAGAGAAACAGGCUCGGCACCAGGACGCAGCCUCACUGUCCCUGCUGAGUGUCACAGACCUAGUCCCAGACCUGCAGCUCAUCCUGUUCUGGAUGUCCAACUCCAUCGAGAUCCUCUACUACAUCCAGCAGAAGACCCCAGGCUUCCUGCAGGACAUGGAGCAGCUGGAUGUGAAAGGUUCUAAAGUAUCCCUGCUCUCCACCGCCAUAUCAGCCAAUGAGGAAGCCAUGACUAUCUUAGAGGAAGUGAUCAUGUACACCUUCCAGCAGUGUGUGUAUUAUAUCACCAAGUCAUUGUACGUCUCCCUGCCUGGCUUGCUGGAAUGUAACCCUUUUCAGGCUGAGAACAGUGACCCCUGCUGCCGAGGAGGCUCCCCUGCGCUCCCAGAGCCUGUCCGCAAGGUGGUUCUGAUCUACCAGACCACACUGGACCUGCUGCAGCAGUACCAGGUGCACUCUGAGGUCCAGUCCCAGAUGUUUGCUUACCUCUUCUUCUUCACCAACAUCUCCCUCUUCAACCAACUCCUAGACAAAGGCCCACUGCGGGGGUGGUUCCACUGGUCUAGGGGCAUGCAGAUCCAGAGCAGUCUUCGUCUGGUUCUUGAGUGGGCCGGGAACGCUGGUCUCAGUCACCUGGCCGAGGAGUUCUUCUCCAAGUUUUCCAGCGCUGUGAGCCUGCUGGCCACACCGACCCUGCAGCUCGUGCAGAUGACCUGGAAAUCUCUCUGCAGUGAUUACCCAGCUCUCAAACCAGCCCAGCUGCACCACCUCCUGACUAAGUACCAGCUGGCUCCAGAUGCAGGGCCUGUCCUGGCCUGGCAGCCCAGCCCAGAGGAGGAGGCACAGAUCUACAGGACAGUGGAUCUUGUGGAGAGUUUUGAGAACCACCCCCCCAUUGUCCUGCCCAGCAGUGGAUUCCAGGUGGACACUGAGUCGGACACUGUGGAUGACAACAUCUACAGACAGCUGCUGUACGUGCGCCACUUUCUGUGGAGCCUGGGAGCAAAGUCCCCCUCCUCCAACGGCAGCAUAGAUUCCCAGGAGCUACAGAGAGAGCCACCAUUAUCUCAUAGUAGUCCAAGGCCGGCAGCUCCAAAAGGCCAUGGCACCUCAACCAACCACCAUCACACUGGCAGCCACCUGGAGACCCAGCUGGAUGGGAGAGUCUCUGUCGUGUCCAGUCUCAGCAGCGGUCCUAGAGAUGGUCAGUGUCAUGAAGACAGGCUCAAAGAGAAGCUGAAUCAUGUCUUGCUGCAGGGUAGCCUGGGGAGGGACAGCUCCUUUCUGCACAGCAAGCAGCCCCUGGACCACUCCUGCCUGCUGACCCCUCCCAACACACCACUCUACACUGACUUCAGCCAGCAGGACAGCGUGCCGCUAAACAGGGGGGGCAGGACUAUCCACAACGUCAGUAAAGGACUGAACGGCUUCAGCGUCAAUGGAGUGGAAGGCAACAGCAAUGGGGUUAUUGCCUUCCCCACCUCCAUCUCCUCCAGUCUCAGUUCAGCAGCUGAUGAUUUCUGUUACGUGUUUAUAGUUGAGCUGGACAAGGGACCCUUCGGACUUGGAAUGGGGCUGAUUGAUGGUCUGCACACGCCCCUCACCGCCCCUGGGAUCUAUAUCCGAACGCUGAUCCCUGACGGGCCGGCUGCUUCAGACGGGAGGCUCAACAUUGGAGACAGGAUCUUAGCUGUGAAUGGAACCAGCCUGAUUGGAGCAGACUACCAGAGCGCUGUGGAUCUGAUCCGUGUGGGAGGAGGGAGGCUCCGUUUCCUCGUUGCCAAGUCCAACAUGGAAGUCUCAGACAAAAUCAGUGCAUCAUCAUGUUAAAAGGGUAAACCUACUCCA